AUGGAGCAAAGUGCGUCCACCAAGAAUCAGCACGCCUCUCUAUCGGCGCAGCUCGAUAAGGGAGAAUAUGACUAUUCGAAUAUCGAUCCCGAACUCCUCGCUAUGUCGGCGCAGCCCGAUAAUGGAGAAUAUGGCUACUCGAAUAUCGAUCCUGAAGUCCUCGCCAAUAUGGGAGAAUAUGACUAUUCGAAUGUCGAUCCUGAAAUCCUCGCUAUGUUUGCGGAGCCCGAUAAAGGACUAGAGGACGACUCGAAUAUCGAUCCUGAAAUCCUCGCCAUGCUUGAGGAGGCCAACCAAGCCUUCAAGGAGGGCCUGGAGGAACAGGAAGCCUGUAACCGAGAGGAUGAACUGGACUACGACGCGUUGGAGCGGGAGUUUGAGCUGGCCUUCGCAACCCUGGAUGAAGAAGAGCCCGGUUGGGACGACCCGGUUUGGUCGGAUCGUUCCGGAGCGAAUUCUCAGGCAUCUGUCCGCAGUUAUGGGUUUGGACCCCUCCCGGACGAGUACCGGUAUAACGACGACGACGCUCGAUCUGUAGGAUCUGACAGCUCGUUGUUCCGCGAGAAGAUCCCUCCGGUCGGCAGUCGUCCAAUCCUGAAACCGAAGUCUCGCGUCAGGGCUACGCCGGCGGAGAAGGCCGCCUCUGCAAUGAUGCCAUUUACUGUCAGCAACCCGGCAGACAUCCCAGCCAUCUCCUUCCCAUCCAACCCCUAUUGGGGUGGAGCUCCAAUUCCCUCGUCUGGCCAACAGACUCUAACGUUCAUGGGCGUGACAACUUCAGUUCCAGUGCUUUCAGAUACCGCCAAUAUGGAGCUAGUCAACAACACUGUGGGUGUGACCGAUACGGUUCAGGAGUGCUCAAAUGAAAAAGAUCGGGCUCUAGUGGGGUUGGCAAUGCAAGAGCUCAAUACCGCCACACAUAAGCUGAACACCGCUGGCCUGCACAGAGCUGCUCUGGAGGCCGAUAUCAGAAGAUUGGAAGAGGCCCGCAAGGAAUCGGAUCUGAAGAUUGCAGAUUUGGAAACACGGCUUUUAGAGAAGCUGGACUCGGUUACCGGCGCUCACAUGGCCGCGACGAAAGAAUUACAAAUCUGCCGCAGUGCACUCGCCGCAUCGCAGCAGUCUUGCAACGCCAUGAACAAAGAGAACGGCGAACUCAAGCACCAUGUCUCCGAGAUGGCUAAUGCAACAGGCCUAGACAAAGAGAGUAACGACAUUCGCUACCAAGUCUCCGAACUCUCGAAUAACGUCGCCUUUGUCAACGGAGAGCUGGACACCCGCACCCGGGAGCGAGAUUUUGCAGUACAAAAGCUCGGGGAGGCCCAGUUUCACAUCGAUGAAGCCAUUGCUGCCAACAACUACCAUCGCCAACAGAUCGCAAUUAUGGAGAGCAACGCUGCAGCCAAGGAGGUUGAGGUCACGACCCUUAUGACAGCCUUGACAAAGUCAGAAACCGAGAAGCAGGAUUUGGAACACAAAUCCCAAGAAAAAGAGGAAAAUGCGGCGGCCAAGGAGGUCGAAGUCAAGAACCUCAUGACAGCCUUGACGAAGGCAGAAACCGAAAAGCAGGAUUUGGAGCGUAAGGCCCAAGAAAAAGAGGACAAUGCCAAAAGCAAAGACGACAAGAACUUAAUCAAACCGAAGGAGGAAAAAGCCAAACUGUCCAAGACUGAGCAGUAUUGGAAGGACCAGUAUGAUGCAGAAGCUAAGCAUACGACUGUAGUGGAGAGGAAUGCUCAGGCCUACGAGCAAGACUAUUUCGAUAUAAAAGGGCAAUACAAAAUCGCUGAUAUCAAAGUCUCCCAACUCACAGAUACGGUUGCCGAAAUGAAGGCCGUGGCACAACAAAAGGAAUACGAGAUCUCUGAGCUCACACAUAAAGUCACGAAACUCAGCAAUGACCUCGGAGAGUUGGAAUCAUCCACGAAGACUGAAAGCGCCAGCCAUCACGCCGAAGUCGAAAAGUUGAAAAAAGACAUUGGGAUUGCCAACCACGAGAAGAACUACAUCGAUGGACUGCUUAAUGAAGCCAAUGAUGAAUGCACCUCCCUCAACAGACUCAAUAUCCGGAACAAGAAAAAAAUCAAUGAGCUGGAUGAGGCAUUGAGAAAGGAGACAGCCACGACCGCCAGGUUGCAGGAACAGGUGAAAAACGAACGCAACAGCUCCGGCGAUGCGUUGCAUGUUUCACGUAUCGCAACUCUUCACAGGGCUCAACGCACUCAUGGAUUCCCGCGUCCUCCGCGCGAUGAUAGACGCUUGAUCCCAACACUGGAUGAACAGUUGGCUGCCUGGAAGUCGGACGAUAGAGACUCCGAGAAGUUUAUGGAAGAUCAUCGUCGUGCGCUCAAGGAAAAGCCUAUGACGCCCCUGAGACCAAUCACCAAACUCAAAGACUCUUCCACCGAUACAGUUGGACCAUCCGAGUCUCACGAGAAUGCUUCCAGCGUAUCCAAAGGAUCUUCCACUGCUGGAGUUGGUCUUCAUGAAGAGACUGCCAGCAACUUCGACGACUCUUCCGUUACUGCCGUUGAGCCGUCCGUGUCUAGCGAUGAGACUGACAGCGAACUCGAAGAUUCUUCCGACACUGAAACUGAAUCAUAUAUCAACAAAUCCAAGAAAUUGUCGUCUAUCCUUGGUCGCCGACCAAAGAAAGAUGUCAAAUAUGUCGAACAACUUGUCUAUGUCGACAAAGAGGUCAUCGUCGACAAGAUUAUUGAACACACCGUUCACCAAGCUCGUAGCCCUAUCUGGGCCCUUUUAUUUGUCUAUGUCGACCUGUGGACCAUUUUCGCUCACUCCCACCCCAAUUUCGCGGCAUCCAUCGGACGCCUCAAUCCUGUCAACAUCGUUGGUUACCGUUUCUCUGUUUUCGUGCGCUCCUUCCCCAAUUUUGUGGCAUUGAUCCGACGCCUUAAUCCUAUCAAAAUCGAUGGCUACCUUUUCUCCGUCUGCACGCACUACUUCCCAAAGUGUGCGGCAUUCAUCCGACGCCUCAAUCCUAUCAACAUCGCUGGCCGCCUUUCGUCUGGUAUCCCCUUCAACAUCAGUCGCCUCACCCGCAUCAACAUGAAAUCCUCCAAACCUGCCGCCACCAGACCCACGGAGAUCGACAUCGAAUCCCAAACCAAGGAGGCCACUGCCAUAGAUCUCGAAUCCCAAGCCGAGGACCUCAUCGAGCCCGACACCCGCCCCAAGGUCGUCCACAGGCUCCCAUCACUCUGGCCGAACCUCCUCACGGCCAUCCUACAGCUCCUCACGAUCUACAUUCUCUACCAAAGCUACAGCGUCUUCGACCAGCGCCGCAUCUGGCUCUCGGGCAACGAAAUUACUCGCAGCACCGUUGCGCGAUUCUGGGGCCGUGAGCCUGGGUUCUUUGGCGUUUCUGUUGGGCGCAGUAAUUGGUACAUACAUAAGCUUUGUUUCUGGAUUAUUCAGGGCACGGGGUACUCUUACGCACUUCCGGGAUAAAGAGAUGGGAUGAGCGGAUGCGUGGGGUUGUUUUUCUUUGUUUUGUGGCACGCACUGGGAAUGGGAUUGCUGGGAUAGAUUGUCUCGUAGGAUUUUCCUGAAUAUUGUGCAUGUUGUUACAUGAAUUCAAAUGAAAG
This is a messenger RNA of Pseudogymnoascus destructans, 3608 nucleotides long. RefSeq lists its product as uncharacterized. The record is from RefSeq and is a predicted model, not a curated record. Lineage: Eukaryota; Fungi; Ascomycota; Leotiomycetes; Thelebolales; Thelebolaceae. The coding region runs from base 1 to 3471 and encodes 1156 amino acids. The transcript is spliced from 2 exons.